This is a messenger RNA of Chelmon rostratus (copperband butterflyfish), 1971 nucleotides long. It is a transcript of the gene ap1s1, whose product is annotated as adaptor related protein complex 1 subunit sigma 1. The transcript is spliced from 4 exons. Bases 168 to 635 code for a protein of 155 amino acids. NCBI's taxonomy places the organism in Eukaryota, Metazoa, Chordata, Actinopteri, Chaetodontiformes, Chaetodontidae. Gene Ontology annotation, molecular function: clathrin-cargo adaptor activity. Gene Ontology annotation, cellular component: AP-1 adaptor complex; intracellular membrane-bounded organelle; membrane coat. The record is from RefSeq and is a predicted model, not a curated record. Gene Ontology annotation, biological process: intracellular protein transport; vesicle-mediated transport.
ACUGCUCACUGUAGCAGGGAAUAGGUUCAGUCUAGUUUCACUGGGAGAGUUUCUGACACAGAGAUGGAUUAUCAAGGUUAGCUGUGGUGUAUUCGUUUACGUUGGACUGGACAGUGUAGACGUAGAGUUCGCUUGUAACGUUGCAGUAACUUAAACAAUCCGACAAAAUGAUGCGUUUCAUGCUGCUGUUCAGCCGGCAGGGGAAGCUGCGGUUGCAGAAAUGGUACACAGCCACAGCUGAGCGGGACAAAAAGAAGAUGGUCAGGGAACUGAUGCAGAUAGUGCUCGCUCGAAAACCAAAGAUGUGCAGCUUCCUAGAAUGGAGGGACCUGAAGAUUGUCUAUAAAAGGUAUGCCAGCCUGUAUUUCUGUUGCGCAAUUGAAGAGCAGGACAAUGAGCUGAUCACACUGGAAGUCAUCCACCGCUUUGUAGAGCUGCUGGAUAAGUACUUUGGCAGUGACACCGACCAACCCCGUGCCUUACCGUCGGGUUGUCAACACCUUCUCCGUCACAGGGUGCCAAAGGCGAUCAUUUUCGUUAUCCCUUUCUAUGUUUUCCCAACUUUCACAAAUGGAAGGAUACACUGCUCAAGCUACCAGAAAUGCAGGAGGACACGGGCCCUUUAUGCAAAUUAGCCAUGCGGUCCGGAAACAUGUGCACUUGUUCCUGGGUUCCUGUGUGCAGGUUACAUUCACUAGAUCGCAAUGUAUUACUGCCUGUACAUACAUGAUUGAAUGAAUGAAUGACGAAGUACAUGUUAAGUAUUAAAUCAUUUAUUCGUAUUGAACAAUUGAAUAAUCACAAACUUAAACAUUGUUAAUUUUGAAAAAAAACACAAUAACGUAAUGAUAUUAAAUUAUAUAAUACACACCACCGUAUCAUUUUUUGUUUGUAAAAUAAAUAAUACAAACAAAAAAUGAUACAUUUGUCUCUACUUAUUCUCCUCCUCCUUCCUCUUCCUCCUCCUCCUUCUUCACCUCCAGCUCCUGCUCCUGCUCUCUGCCUCUCCUCUCUGCCAGCCACAGAUCCAGGGGUUUACCCUCAUAAGGGUGGGCAGGCAGAGGUGGUGGUGGUGGAGGUGGAAGAGGGCAGCCCUGGUACAAGAAAAAAUUGAAUUGUCAAUAUAGAUGCAGGGAGUGGGCCUAUCAUUGUCUUCACGCUUUUCUUUGACCUGACAUAUCAAAUGUUUGCAGAAGUAUGCUAAGUACUGUACACACCUUGUAUCUUUUCAGCCUCCUUCUCCAGUUACUUGUUUUUUGAUUUUGCCUUCUUGUGCUCCAUCCUGCACAGAGAGAAUGAGACAUAAGCAGCAUAGUGACACUGGGGGGCUGGAUUGUGGGUCGGGGACCCUCUCUGUGGGAAGGCAGGACUUAGAAGACUACCUGCCUGCAAAUGAGGUGAAAAACGAGACAAUUUGGGCCUUGCCUUCAAAGCACCCUGGAAAAGGCCACUUAUGGCCAACAGCCUCAUCAGGAGGGUUCUAUAACAGUAAUUGCAUAAUGUCUUAUCGUCCCACUCAGCAGGUAGGAGAGUUUACAGUAAAAAAUGUUGUGUGCAGUUAAACCUGCUGGUGCUAAAAGCAACACAGGAGGUAGCUUAUAAAAAAGUGUUUCAAAAAACAGAAGGGAAAAGACAAAACAACAGUCCUGUGUCUGUACAAAACUGUUUCAUAGUAAUGUGUCAUAUGCACAAGACUGCUUUGAAUAGAGAAUAGAGAAAUGCUUUUGAACUUUGAACAGUGUGUUCUUUAUUUACUAUAUUUACAGUUAAUGUGCAAAAAACACAAAUUAUGUAUUACUUCAACUGUCAAAUCAAAUCGACGUCAAAUCAAAAAUGUACAAUAUUGACAAUUUUUGCGCACAUACACACACACAUAUUGUAUUUAUUAUUGUAUAUGUCCCCUUUUUCAGGCUGCCUGGCAGGCAGGGUGGCAGUCAGAGGGAAAGGCCAGAUGGCAGGCGUAGGGACAGG